UAAACGCUUGGUCAAUAAUAAUCGAUUAGAAAUACAGCUUUCUUCUUCAACGUGUCUUAGUUAUCUGUUGAUCGUCAAACUGAUAGCCACGAUGAGCACUAUCCUGAGCCUGACAAUAUGCGGAAUUCUAAUAAUCCCAUCAAUACCCACAAUCGGAGCAACAACAUGCGCAGCCUGUUCCUCUGCGGACAAUCCAAAAUGUUCGGCGCCUAACUUCACCGAAUCGACCAAGGAUUGCUUCAGCGUCAAUCCAUGUGCGGUUUCCAUCAUCACCGGAACGGGUCACACGUUCCGGGGCUGUUCCAUGGAUCCGGAGUGCUACAGUAACGACCUUUGCGAAACUUGUGACGGCGAUGGAUGCAACUCUGGGGCGUAUCCUGCCGAUCGAAUGAAUUGUUUGACGUGCUGGAAUGCCUCCGAGGGAGAUGCAAGCUGUGAGACGGAUACGAGUGAUCAACGGCUUGGUACUGCCUGCGUGUUGUACUUCCAGGACGAUGUAUGUGUUACAAUUUUCAAACAGUUCAAACCGAUCCGGCGAGGUUGUUUGGGGGACAUGGACGUAGGGGUGAAGGCGUUGUGUGAAAGUGGAUCGGCGGAGUGCGUACCGUGUCGGGAGAAUGACUGCAAUACGGUGAAUGUAAGGCUUGACGAGCUGUGUCUGCAGUGUGACUCGCAAGAUCGGGGAUGCAACGAUGCCAGUCAUAAUGCUACCACAUGUACGAAGGUUUCCGAAGGAAAAUGCUAUUCAAAGCUGUUCAGUGAUGGAACCGUCAAGCGAGGUUGCUUUCAUGAGCUGUCGGCAGAGGAAUCUACGACGUGCAACACAACCAACUGUGUCGUUUGCUCUGGAGCAGGCUGCAAUAAAAGCGUGUUCAUCGCUAAAAACGAUUUUCGUUGUAAAACCUGUCUUUCAUCCAACACCGCGGCAUGUGUACGAGAUCCGUACACAGUCCUCGACAAAGAAUGUCCCUUGAAUGAUACGGCAUGCGCGACGGUUCUAAUAUCGGCCACUGGUCACCUCUUCCGGGGUUGUUCAACCGACGCGGAAUGUGUUGCCGAAGGAGAUGGCUGCAUCAAAUGCGACGAGUACAGAAAUUGCAAUUUCUAUCGAUAUCCGCUGAAUCGGCUGGAUUGCAACAUAUGUGAGACUGCUAACAAUCCGAACUGUGCGACUCUUCCGUACAACAAGCAGUUCGAGAAACCGUGUCUGCGCCACAUAAGCGGUGAUGAUUGUGUAACCAUAUUCGACGGUUUUCGCGUAACCCGCCGUGAGUGUAGAUCCGCUCUCAAUGAAUCGGAUUUGCUGAAAUGCGAUUCGGCAGGUGGGCAGGAGUGCGUGGCCUGUAGCGGAACGGGAUGUAACAAAAUAACCGUUCGGCAGGACGAUAACUGUUUACAGUGUUCGUCGCAAGAUGGUCUGACUUGUGCCAAUGGGCGUAGACUAUCAACGGUAUGCAAGCGAUCUUCAGAUGGCUUUUGCUACAAUCGGUUGGAUCAAACUGGUAUUCUUCACCGCGGAUGUCUGUCGGAUUUGAAUGAAGAGGAUCGACAACUGUGCUUGAACUCAAAUGAUUCAUCAUGUGAGACUUGCUCCGGAUCCGGAUGUAAUAAAAAUGUGUUCCCAGUGGAUGCUCUUCAAUGCGUUCAAUGCGAUAGUUCGAUGAACAUGGACUGCGUUCAAAAUCAAACAACAAAUAUAUUCGUGAAUCCUUGCAGAGUGCAUGUCAAUGAAGAUAAGUGUUACACUAGGCUACGAGCAGAUGGAUCCAUCGAACGUGGCUGUCAAUCGUCGCUCGUCGAUGCCUGCGAUCCACUAACGAAUGCGUCCUGCACGACUUGCGAAGGAGCCGCUUGCAAUACCGAGGUGUAUCCUUGGGGAAGGCGAUCCUGCUACCAAUGUGAUGGCGUGAGUGAUCUAACUUGUGGAUUGGAGCAAACGAGACAAAAUGGUAUCCAGGUUUGCCUACGGUUUAAAUCACACGAUAAGUGCUACACUUUAUUGCAGGAUGGUAAAGUGAAAAGAGGAUGUGCCUCCGAGUUCGACAUUGACGUGUGUCAUGGGCUAGAGAAGACUCAGUGUCAGACGUGCAAUACGAAUGAUUGCAAUCAUAUAUCUGAAGUUGGGUUACGAUCGAAUGGACAGGCGACAUAUUUUAGCUCACUACUGGCUUUAGUAGGCAUAUUUUUUGUUGUAUUGGAAUACGAAUAGAGUGUUGUGAUGUACUUUAUGUCUGACCUCUGUGAGAUGAGUGGUUUCAGUUGCAGGGAGAAGAGUGUGAACGACAUUGUAAACAAGAACAGUUACAGGAAGGAAUGACAUGAAUAAAGGGAGUUUGAGUUUAAGUCACACACGAGACGGACGUGUUUUAUUUGUGGUUAAGAACCUGACAAUUGGCGUAUGAGGUGGGAUUCCGCAUUGA
Molecule: messenger RNA, 2420 nt
Organism: Armigeres subalbatus
Lineage: Eukaryota; Metazoa; Arthropoda; Insecta; Diptera; Culicidae
Product: proprotein convertase subtilisin/kexin type 5-like
Exons: 6
Coding region: 92-2209 (705 amino acids)
Source: RefSeq, a predicted model, not a curated record